Messenger RNA from Scatophagus argus, 3338 nucleotides. Its product is annotated as UDP-glucuronosyltransferase 2A2-like. The transcript is spliced from 7 exons. Lineage: Eukaryota; Metazoa; Chordata; Actinopteri; Scatophagidae. Gene Ontology annotation, molecular function: UDP-glycosyltransferase activity. The coding region runs from base 235 to 2487 and encodes 750 amino acids. The record is from RefSeq and is a predicted model, not a curated record.
GAAUCUGGGUAUAUGAAAACUAUUUGUGGAUUUUGAGUAAAUCCUGUUUCUUUGUUCAUAUUUUUACAAUACUGACUUUCAACUUAACAGCCCCUGGCUUGGGUGGGGUACAUUGCGUAAUGUAAAAUACACCACAGUUCAGUGGAGCAGAGUUCAGCUUUCUUUAGUUAAUUUUUUUUUUUUUUUUUUUUACAGUCAGGUCAAGGCAGCCUCUUCCUCUGACAAACAGGAAUCAUGGAGCUGGGACAGCGUCUCUCUGUUUACGUCCUGCUGGUACUUUGUGCGACAAGCAGUGUAAAUGGAGGUAACAUUUUGGUGUGGUACACUGAAGGCAGCCACUGGAUUAACAUGAAGCCUGUGCUGGAGACCCUGAUCGACAGAGGACACCAGGUGACGGUUCUGGUGCCAAGCACCUCAAUGUUUAUGAACACCAGUGAGUCGUCCCGCUUUCGCUAUGAAUCAUUCAACGUCUCUGUGUCAAUGGAGACCGUGGAAAAGUUCAUGGAGGACUUCCUUCAAUUCACCAUAUAUGAAAUGGAUCAUAUGAGCUACUUGCAGAUUUACAUCAGAUUCAUGGCUAUGAUGAAGCUCAAUAUGCAGAAUUCUUUAAAGUAUUUGGAUGGUGUGCUGAAAUCAGACACCAUCAUGAAGAGGCUGAAGGAGGGAAAAUAUGACCUUCUCCUGGCUGAUCCUGUCUACCCUGGUAGUGACCUAACAGCAGAGAUUUUGGGCAUCCCCCUCGUCUUCUCCCUGCGCUUUUCCCUUGCGCAUAACUGGGAGAGGUAUUGUGGUCAGCUACCUGCUCCACCUUCCUUUGUCCCUGGUGCUAUGAGCAAACUGACUGACAACAUGGACUUCUCUGAGAGAGUGUGGAACUUCCUCUUCUAUGCACUGCAGGAUGCUGUGUUAAGUAACGUUUAUUGGAAGGAAGUAGAUAAGUAUUAUUCUGAAAUCAAAGGGAACAUUUUGGUGUGGUACACUGACGGCAGCCACUGGAUUAACAUGAAGCCUGUGCUGGAGACCCUGAUCGACAGAGGACACCAGGUGACGGUUCUGGUCCCCAGUGUUUCGAUGUUCAUGAACACCAAUGAGCCUGUCCGCAUUCGCUACGAACCGUUCAAUGUCUCCUUCUCUAUGGAGACCAUGAAGAAGGUUCUGGAUGACUUCUUUCAAUUCUCCAUAUACGAGAUCGAUCAUAUGAGCUACUUGCAGGUUUACAUCAAAUACAUGGAUAUGAUGAAGCUCAAUAUGAAGUACCAGUUGAAGUAUUUGGAUGGUGUGCUGAAAUCAGACACCAUCAUGAAGAGGCUGAAGGAGGGGAAAUAUGACCUUCUCCUGGCUGAUCCCAUCUACCCAGGCAGUGACCUAACAGCAGAGAUUUUGGGCAUCCCCCUCAUCUUCUCCCUGCGCUUUUCCCUUGCCCAUAACUGGGAGAGGUAUUGUGGUCAGCUACCUGCUCCACCUUCCUUUGUCCCCAGCACGAUGAGCAAACUGACCGAUAACAUGAACUUCUUUGAGAGAGUGUGGAACUUCCUCUUCUAUGCACUGCAGGAUUUUGCAGUAGGUAAUAUUUUUUGGAAAGAAGUAGAUAAGUAUUACUCUGAAAUCAAAGGAACUCCCACCAGUGCCUGUGAGAUGAUGGGUAGAGCAGACAUCUGGUUGUUGCGGACCUACUGGGAUUUUGACUUCCCUCGUCCUUUCCUCCCCAACUUCAAAUUUGUUGGUGGGAUCCACUGCCGACCUGCUAAACCUUUACCAAAGGAUAUGGAAGAGUUUGUGCAGAGUUCAGGAGACGCUGGUGUCGUGGUCUUCACUUUGGGAUCAUUCAUCAAGAACAUCACCAGAGAGAAGGGAAAUAUGAUCGCCUCGGCCCUCGCUCAGAUCCCACAGAAGGUGUUGUGGAGGUACAGUGGAGAAAAACCAGAGACUCUGGGUGCCAACACCAGAAUAUACAACUGGAUCCCUCAGAAUGACAUACUGGGUCAUCCCAAGACCAGAGCUUUCAUCACCCAUGGUGGUGCAAAUGGGAUAUAUGAGGCCAUCUACCACGGUGUUCCCAUGGUGGGCAUCCCCUUGUUUGGUGACCAGCCAGAUAACUUGGUCCAUAUGAAGGCUAGGGGAGCUGCAAUUAUCGUAGACUUGAACUUCAUGAAAACAGAGGACCUCAGAGAUGCAAUCAGUGCUGUCAUCAAUGAGAAAUCGUAUAAGGAGAAUGCCAUGCGGCUGUCCAGUAUCCACCAUGACAGGCCCAUGAGCCCUCUAGAUGAGGUCGUAUUCUGGAUAGAGUUCACCAUGAGACACAAGGGGGCCAAGCACCUGAGGGUCCAGGCCCAUGAGCUCACCUGGUACCAGUAUCACAGUCUGGAUGUCCUGGUCUUCCUCCUUGCCAUCGUUCUGUCCCUCAUAUUCCUCUUCAUCAAGUCCUGCACUUUCUGCUUCCAGAGGUGCUGUGGCAGAAAGGGAAAGACAAAGAGAAAGGCUGAGUGACUGAGUCAAUUGAAAUGUAACUUGUAAAGAAUUACUGGCUGAUAAAACAGAAUUUGUAGCUUGGGACGAGACAUUGGAUCUACAACAACUAAGAAGGCAAGAUAUUCAUCAUCUGACAUUCAUCUGUUUACAGUGUCCAGUAUUAUUGUGACCUCCUGUUGGAGCAGUCACUUGCAUUUGUUUUGUCUUGUCUAAAAACCUAAUCAAACAACUAAACUGUUAACAACUAAAUAGACAAACAUCAUGCAUUUGCUUUCCUGUAUGUGUGGACAUUCUUCCUGUUUGCUCCUUCACACUGGUAGACUCUGGGAUGCCCCUAUAAUAAAGUGCCUCUACAGUAGCCCAGGAUGGAAGAAAAUGUGAUGAAGUGCCCUCUAAUCUGUCUUCUUCAGCUGGAGAAAAAGCAAUGCAGUACCCUUUAGGGUUCCAGUGAAUUAAAUGCGAUAAACUGACCUUACAAACGGAAAAAAAUGCACAGCAGUGCCAUAAAGGCUGCACUACAUAGUAGAAAAUUAGUUGGUCUCCACAUGCUUCUAAAUGCUUAAUCAGUUAUUCGCACCCUGUGGUAGUAGUUAUACUUUAAAUCUGAGUGACAUAAUAAAAACAUUUUAAUCUUAAGCUUGUUUAUAAAUGCAUCAGGAAUUCCUGUAUACUGAAUUCUGUAUACUCAAUGCAGCUGCCCCUCAGACAGACUGAGUGAUAGUAUGCACAUUUAAAGUUGAUUUCCAAUGCACAAAUAAACGCAAAGAAGAAAAAGAAUAAGAAGAACAAGCACAGUAUGCUGCUGUUGCACUCAUGAUGUCUGAACUAUUGCAUCUGGGUAGCGCCAGUGAAUAAACUAAAGAGACAAA